UUCAGAGGCGAAUCAUGGAGGUGGAGAGAGAGCAGCUGCACAAAUCUCCACCGUUAGAGACGAUCCCUAUCGUUGAUCUUAGCGAUCCAGAGGACGAGCUCGUGGUGCGUGCGGUGGCCAAAGCGAGCGAAGAGUGGGGCGCUUUUCUUGUGGUUAACCACAAUAUUCCGGCCGAUUUAAUGCGGCGGCUUCGGGAAGUGGGUAGGCAGUUUUUCGAUCUCCCGGAAGCAGAGAAAGAAACCGUAGCAAAACCACCAGACUCCGAAUGCUUGGAAGGUUACGAUGCGAAGAGUCUAAAACGAUUAGAGUCUUGGAACGAUCAUCUGCUUCACAAAAUCUGGCCACAGUCUUGCAUCGAUUACAGCUUUUGGCCUAAGAAUCCUCCACAUUACAGGGAGGUGAACGAGGAGUACGCAAGGCAAGUGACGAAGCUAUCGGAGACGAUAAUGAGUUGUUUGUCGAAGGGGUUAGGGUUAGGGCGUGAGGCUCUUAAAGAAGGUCUUGGCGGGGCUGAGUAUACAAUAAGGAUCAAUUAUUAUCCACCGUCCGAUUCUGUCCACAUCGGAGCACCGGCGCACACAGAUUUCGCUGCUCUCGCACUUCUGCUCCCCAACGAGGUUCCUGGCCUUCAAAUCUUCAAGGAUAACUCUUGGUUCGACGUGGAAUGCAUCGAUUCCGCCGUCGUUGUCCUCCUCGGCGAUCAAAUCAUGAGGAUGAGCAACGGGAGGUACAAGAACGUGUUGCACAGAUCAACCAUGGACAAGGAGAAGACAAGGAUGACGUGGCCGGUUUUGGUAGACCCUAGGAGUGGUUUUGUCGUCGGACCUUUGUCGGAGCUCACCGGAGACGAGAACCCUCCCAAGUUUGAGUCUUUGACUUUUCACGACUACGUUUACCGCAAGAUCAAUAUGCUUCUUCGCGAUGGCUAAACCUAAAAACAAAUUCGUUUAACUAUCAAUAUAUUAUUACCAUGCUUUUAUAUUUGUUUUAAAUGCAAAAGCUUUAUUUGUAUUUCAAAAUAAAAUAUGUAUCGAUUAUUUACAAUUCAUAUUCAAGUGGAUGUCUUGGGUUUGUU
Eutrema salsugineum is the source of this 1075-nucleotide messenger RNA. RefSeq names its product probable flavonol synthase 6. The transcript is spliced from 3 exons. Gene Ontology annotation, molecular function: flavonol synthase activity. Gene Ontology annotation, biological process: response to light stimulus. NCBI's taxonomy places the organism in Eukaryota, Viridiplantae, Streptophyta, Magnoliopsida, Brassicales, Brassicaceae. Bases 15 to 929 code for a protein of 304 amino acids. The record is from RefSeq and is a predicted model, not a curated record.